CGUAAAUGGUGCCUCUUCCCAUUCAUUCCCCUUCCCCCCCUUCAUUCAAUUACUACACCCUGGAUUCUAGCAGUGACUUGUUAAAAGCCUUGUUCGAAAUACUUCCCUCCAAACCCCUUACAGACCACACAGACAUACAGACUAGAAUGACCAUCUUCACCAAAGCUUCAUCUCUGGGCAAGGCCAGCGGUGCCCUUCGGCAUCAUGGCAUCAUUAAGGCAGCCUGCAAGUCCACCAGCACCCACGUUCCCUUCCCCGCCGGCAUCAUCGACGCCCUCCAAGUCUCGCGUCACAUCUACGAACAAGAAGGCUUCGUCGCAGAGGAAGUAACCGAUUCACAUGCCGUCUCGCCCGCCGAAGCCGCUCUGCGCACCACGGCUCCGCACACCUCGGCCGCCAGCGCCGGCGGGGGCCUGAACCACUUCCACGGCCUGUUAUGGUCGCACUGGCACCCCGGUCCGACGGCCGGUGUCGAGUACCAAACCCGUCACUUCUCGGGUUCUAUGCGUAAACAAUAUGCGGUCAUCUACGACAUGUCCAUCUGGGACUGGGGCGACUUCAGUCACAUACAACCCGAUCAUCCCAUUCCUCCGCGCCCCAUCAUGCCGGGCGAUGAGGAUUACGAUCCGGUGACCAUCAACGCCAUGCCGACGCAUAGCGAGGCGAACGUGAAAGCCGACAGGUCGGAUAUCGAUCCGUUAGCUGGCCACGGCCCCUUGUGGUCGCACAGCUACUACCACCACCACCACCAUUCCCAACAAAGUUGGGCGGCAUACCAGACGCGGCAGUUUUCGUCCUUUAUCUUGGGCAAAAUCAGCACGGCAGCGGUGCACGACCCGUCGAUUUGGGACUGGGGCUUCUUCAGUCAUGUGCAGCCGGACCAUCGAAUCCCGCCGCGGCCCAUCUUACCUGGGGACCCACACUAUGAUCCGGUGACCAUCAACGACAUGCCGUCAGAGAGCGAGGCGAUUGUCAAGGCGGAGAGAACGCCGAUUGAUCCGCUGCCGAUGGGGUUGCAUCGUGUCAUCCUUUUGCCGGUAGGGGAGGCGUUGCCCGAACAGACGGAGAGCGAGAUGGAUGUGCGAGCGGAUAGGAGUCCGAUGGAAGAAGAUCCGCUGAGGGCCAGGAUGAGGUUUCGGGAUUAUAGACCGCUGAUGAAUGCGGGGAGGAUGACGGAGCAGGAGAUCAAGAGGGAUAUGGAUAGGGAUAUGGGGUUUGGGUAUCAUGCGGCUGCUUCUACAGGUGACUUUAGCGGGGGGGAGACGGAGGGUGCGUAUAGGAAGGAGAUUUACAUCAGGGAGGAGAGGUUGUUUGUGGAGGACUUUGGGGAAGAGGAUGAAAGUAUGGGGACCAGCUUUGGAGAGGGAGAGGGUACGGAGGGAUAUGAAGGGCAGAGGGGGUAUUUCGGGGAGGAAGGCCCGGCGUUGAGGAGGAGGUAUGGGAUGGAAGAGGUGGUGGGGAUGGACAGGAGUGCUGAGGAGAUGGAGUUGGAGGAUGCCAUGUUGCUGCAUUUCACGAGGUUUCGUUGAGCCAUUGAUAGUAUCGGUCUGGUGAACUCUGGUUAUGUGUUUUGGG
Neurospora crassa OR74A is the source of this 1575-nucleotide messenger RNA. RefSeq lists its product as hypothetical. The transcript has a single exon. NCBI's taxonomy places the organism in Eukaryota, Fungi, Ascomycota, Sordariomycetes, Sordariales, Sordariaceae. Bases 6 to 1529 code for a protein of 507 amino acids. The record is from RefSeq and is a predicted model, not a curated record.